GGCGAAGCCGAAGCGAUAGCCUCUGACGAGCCGUUUUGAAAGACUUCUGCGAAUAAACAAUUACAGUUCAAGGGCAUCAAAAUGGGACGAAGGAGUCUCCAGGAAACCCUGAGAGUCCCUCCUCCGCUUUCUACAGGAGAGGAGUGCUUUUAAAAACAUUUGAACACUUAAAGGUCAAGCUGAAGGCCCCCAAAGAGGCUUUCGGAACCUUUAGGUUUCGUCCUCAGGAGUGUUUCAAAGGCGAACCUUGGGAGAAUAAUCUUGGAAUUUGUUUGCGUUGUAUUUUGAUUUCAUAUGAGUGUUUUGGAUUAAAAGACAUAACGGGUUAAUUUGAAACAGUGGUGGAAUAUCGUAUCAACUCACGUAGUCGUGACGUCAUAACACCAGUUUCGGCACGUGACCGGCGCUGUCGCUGCGGCGUUCCGCGGAACGUGUCGAAUUUUUUACGGUUUUCGGUUAAUUUUCGAAGUGCAAUAUUAAAAUAAACUUUAAAAACGGCAAAUAAAACACGCGGAAAAUAGUUGGACGUCGUUCGUUUCGGCCCGCAAUACGUAAAUCGGUUUAUAAACGUAAUUUAAGCUAGGAAAAGUCAUGGCGUCCCAACUACUUUUAGUUCGAAUUUGAAUCGGCGUUUGCGUGGUGGCUCUCGGGACGCGACGCGAUCGCGUAAAUUUUCAUUUUGUUGUUAAAAUCAACCCUUAAAUUAAUAAAAACUGACGGGGAAGUGUUAGUAAAUCGGUCUUUUCGGUGUCAUUUGAAGAUUAUCGAAAAUUUAAAUAAAAUGGCGUUUAAAACUUAACGUUUUGUGCCCCUUUUUUCGUGUUUGGAAUCAAGACACCCAAGAUUUCAACGAUAUGUUGAUUUGGGUUCUUGACGAACGAGGAAGAUCCAUCUCGACUUUGGUAAUUGAUGGUUCUCCCAGCAAAGAGAAUGAAUGAGGCUAAAGGAUUCCAGAAAGUCAGCCUCAUAAAAGUUUUGCAGAGAUGCUGAGCGAGAAGACUGAUGUCGCGUCGUUUGCCCUCAUCGCAGAGACCACCCUCAUAUCAACCCGCUAGAGAUAAUCACUACCAGACAACUACAUUAACGACAACUCUACCAGUUCCUCACACCUACAACCACCAAAAUGCGGCACACGUCAACACGGAGAACUUCAAAAACCUUUGCACUGGUUCCUAUCGUACCGGAGGACUUUGCAAUAAGAUAGCGACCUACGACACGGGCGUGAGUGACGAGACCUGUAGUGAUACGAACACUUACUACGACCACCACCAUUUCGGUUACCAGUAUACGUGUAAAAACGAACCAAAAAAUAGUGACUGCAUGUUUUCGGACAGUGAUAAUCAGUUAUCGUACUACGAGUGCGGCGAGACGUUACCAAAGCGCUUUUCUAGGCACAAUUUUCACGAUCCUGCAGGCGUCGUUAAGAAAACAGCGCACAGGGAGAAGUGCAACUCGAGAAAAGUGUACCCAAACCAGUCCAGCUUGCAGAGGCCUGCCGGUGGCGUUUCGUUAAACUUACCGAUCCGUUUGCCAACGUCACGAAUAUCAGAUCGGCCACAAAGCUCCCUCAGUUCUGGUGUAACCAGUACUGUGGUGGACGGUUGCGGAGGACAUUGCCAAACAUUCGAAAACAUUUGCUAUUAUUUCCUACAAGUCGCCUUUACCAUGGGAAUUUUGAUCGGGACUUCUCUUUCGAUCGCCGGUGCGGUACUACGAAAGUCAGCGGCCAGAAAUUUACAAGUUUUGGUGUACAUAGGAGCGUUGCUUUCAAUGGUCAGCGCGCUUCUGCUGGCCAUUCAGUGCAGUGCCCGUUACAACGUGCAAAAACGAAAGAAGGCCCUAAAAAACGCGAAAAGAUCUACAAUUCCGCUGGAAACCAUACACACGAGACCUGUCGUUUUGCAACAGCAGCCGUUGAUAAAUGACAGAAAUCCAGCGUUGCAACGUCUAACAAAUAACGAUCAGCAAGGUAUCCCGUGGUGGAGACGAAAGGACUUAAAUUAGUGCUUUGUAAAUAAGUAUCACCUACUAUAGAUAUACAGUACAAUUGCUAAAGUAUUUAUUUUCCUACUAAUGUGUAGUGUCGAUAAUUUUAAGCAAAGUUUUGCUCUUCUAUUAUUUAUAUUUUUCUACCUCAAAUAUGACAUAAUUAAUAAAAUACUUGAAUAUUUUUUCUCGGA
Photinus pyralis (common eastern firefly) is the source of this 2180-nucleotide messenger RNA. RefSeq lists its product as uncharacterized. NCBI's taxonomy places the organism in Eukaryota, Metazoa, Arthropoda, Insecta, Coleoptera, Lampyridae. The record is from RefSeq and is a predicted model, not a curated record. The transcript is spliced from 8 exons. The coding region runs from base 1003 to 2004 and encodes 333 amino acids.